UGCAUGUGCGACUCUUUUAUUUGUAAAAGAUAUUGAUCAAUAUGAAUUUACUACCAAAAAGCCACAAAGAAUUUAGCGAGAGAUAUUGGAAUAAAUUCUUCAAGAAACGUGGGAACCAAGCCUUCGAAUGGUAUGGAGAAUAUUUAGAACUGUGCGGACAGCUGCAUAAGUACAUAAAACCGAGAGAUGUCAUAUUAAUACCGGGUUGCGGUAACUCGGGACUGAGUGCCGACCUAUACGAUGUCGGCUAUGAACACAUCACUAACAUUGAUGUUUCAGAAGUAGUUAUCAAGCAAAUGAAAGCCAUAAAUUCUCAUAGAACAGGAAUGAAGUUUCUCUGUAUGGACGCUUUGAACACAACAUUUUCCGACGAUGAAUUUAAUGUAGUUCUCGACAAGGGUACAUUAGAUGCUCUAAUGCCGGAUGACUCCGAGGAAACGGUAAAGUCCAUAGACAAAUACUUUCACGAGAUCAAAAGAGUUUUGAAGCUUGGAGGUCGGUUUGUGUGUAUAACUUUGCUACAAAGCCAUAUACUUAGCAAGUUGUUGGAAACUUUUUGCGAUAACUCGUGGAUGUUCCGCGUGGUGAGAUGUCACGAGGCUGAGGAGAAGAAUGCGGAGAAUGCUGACGGUCCAACUCUGCCAGUGUUUGUUGUUGUCGCCACCAGUUCAGAGCAAUGCCACAAACAGAUUCUUGAAGUAUGUAUGGCUGGAGACAAGAUGAUAAGGCUACAGACAGCAGAUGAGGUGAAGAGCUAUGUCAAGUCUGCCCAAGAUACCGCAUUUGUCACCAAUGGACUUGCCAAGACCAGUCUCGAUGAAGAUGAAGUAUCCUUGGAUCUAAUGCAACCGGGCGAUGACAACCCACGGUACACAUUAUAUGUGGUUGACCAGAAGCGGUCACAGGCUAUCAACAAAUAUGCAGUAUUCAUUGUCCCGCAAGGCAGGGAGUCGGAGUGGUUAUUCGGCACACCGGCAGGUCGACGUCAGCUGCAGGACUCGGCGCGGUUCGGGCGGCUCAUCGUGGCCGUGCUGCGGAGAGGACACAAGUUCGCUUCCCUGGACGCUGUGAAGGAAGAACUGGCGCACGCAGCCAAGAUGCUGGCACCGCUAGGGUUUACUGGGCAGAUCCCGUUCCUGUCGCUUGGCAGUGACGUGGGCCGUCGCGUGAAGGUGUUCGAGGGCUCGUCGCAGUUCUCGGGCGGCUACGUGGUGGAGGAUGUGGAUGUAGAGGGCGCCACUCACCGCCGCCUCGAGUUCCUGGAUAACCAGUUCCUAGUCCAGUCUGAGGCGAAGAUGAAGACAAUAAAAAAGAAAAACAAAACGAAGCUGGUGGUGGACUUCGGUCACAUAUCUCUGUACCACUCGUUCAUGUGUGUGGGGGUCCAGCUCUCCCGCGCUGAGGACUUCACCAACGUGGCCGUCCUCGGCCUCGGCGGGGGCAGCCUCUGCAUGUUCCUCAGGAAGUGCUACGACGACCUCAAGGUCACGGCCGUCGACAUCGACCCUGCGAUGCUGGACAUAGCCAGGGACCACUUUGAAUUACAAACGGAUGAUAAUUUGGAAGUCCAAAUCAAAGAUGGAUUGGAUUUUUUGAAGGAUGAGAUUAAGAAUGGCAAGCACUACGAGGCGGUGUUAUUCGACAUGGACAGCAAGGAUCCAACGCUGGGGCUCUCGUGUCCGCCCAAACAGUUCCUCGAAGACUCUGUGCUGGAAGACGUUAAGAAUGUACUUACCGAACAUGGUCACUUCAUAUUAAACCUCGUCUGCCGCGACACGGAGUUGCAACAAUCUAUAAUGAAUACUCUCAAAAAGCAUUUCAAACACUUGACAACAGUGAAACUGUAUGAAGAAGUCAACGAGAUCGUGUUGGCGACGAACAGCAAUAGCGUUUACACUACCGAUGCCUUCGACCUGGCCAUUAGGGAACUCAAUACUGCGGCGAGGAAUAAGAAGCUUGUCAGCGUCCGAUGUGUCGACUUGAAGGAUUUCUUGCAGUCCGUCACUAUUAUUUCGUAAGAGUUUUAGACUUCAGAAGGCCUGGGUGAUGCUUCAGAAAUAAUAAGAAUUAUUAAGGAUAUCGAGGGUGUACCCUGUGGUGUAGUGUCAGAUAUGCGGGGCACACGAGACUAGAAAUUGUAAGGCAGAGAGGUUUGAAGACCUUCGCUCAGCUGUGGGAUCUUACACAGGCUAAUAAAAAAUGGAUAUCAUUUACCCUUAUAACAAUUUUAUUACUACACAUAGUCUAAUUUAAGUUUUUUUAGACGAGAUCGAACUGUACUAUGAAUAUUCACAUGACACGAGAAUUGGAGACGAAGAGAAGUGUGAGGGUAAUGAUUUCCAUAAUUUGUAUUAUAAUUCUCCGAAACAUCCCCUGCUUCGACAACGUUAUAACACAAAACUUUAACUUGUCACUUCAGUACAUUUGAGUGAGCGACUCAGAGUUAUCGCGCACAGAAAUGUAACUUAUAUACAGGCCCAGAAUGUAUGUUUUAACUUAUCAGGAUUGAAAGGCAAGACUUCUAAAUAUCUGGUGUGUCAUAGAGUUGGUCCCAUAUGUUUAUCAAUAACUCCCUUUUUACUAGUUGUAACAAUACGGACUUUAGCGAUAGGUUUUAUCCACUUUUGUAGUCGACUAUAUAAAACAUUAUCUAUAUUACUUAGAUGUAAACAAUGUAUUUUAUUAUGAAUAUUUAUUGUAGAUAGUAUUUUUGUCCUUAGACGGAUAUUUUCUGACGUUCGCUCGCUACUCUUGGUUUGUAGAUUUUUCAGAAACGUUUUACACAACAUUUUGUGCGUCAUAAGAAAUAGAAAUACUUUCAUCUAGUUAAUCGUCCAAGAAACAUGCUGAUAUAAAAAUCUGUUUAUUCGAACCGAGGCAGAAAGACAUCACAUGAAGCUGAUAUCACGUUGCUUUUAUAUUUUAAAAUAUAUAAUACUUAUGUUGUUGAUAUGUUUACUAUUGUGUUAAGAAUAAUUGUUAUUGUUUUGUAAAUAUGAUUAAGUUGUUUUUAAUAUGUAACAAGAUAUUUUUGUUUCACUCUGAGUUGUCGUAUAUAUUAUGUUAUGUCAUAAAAUUUGUUAGUGAUCACGAUAUUGUAAUUCAAAAAGAUAUCGUUUAAUUGUACUCGUCAUAGUGUAGCCAUAGAUAUUUUUGUAACAUUCUUCAAUAUAUCAUUAAAUCUAAAUGAACUGUAACUGUGUAGUAUAUUUUACUGUGAUAAUGUAAGUUUUCUGUGAAAUAAAACUACAGAAUAAAAUUAAUGCA
Molecule: messenger RNA, 3267 nt
Organism: Trichoplusia ni (cabbage looper)
Lineage: Eukaryota; Metazoa; Arthropoda; Insecta; Lepidoptera; Noctuidae
Product: methyltransferase-like protein 13
Source: RefSeq, a predicted model, not a curated record